Molecule: messenger RNA, 2314 nt
Organism: Nerophis ophidion (straightnose pipefish)
Lineage: Eukaryota; Metazoa; Chordata; Actinopteri; Syngnathiformes; Syngnathidae
Product: dipeptidyl peptidase 4-like
Exons: 25
Coding region: 61-2247 (728 amino acids)
Biological process (GO): proteolysis
Molecular function (GO): serine-type endopeptidase activity; dipeptidyl-peptidase activity
Source: RefSeq, a predicted model, not a curated record
CAAGACUAUUUAAGUUGUGCGGCCGUAAUGUUUCGGUUUCGGAACAUUGAUUGACAUGUCAUGUAUGUUUAUACAUUGUGGGUGCUUCUCCUGCCUUGCGUUUUCACCAAGGAGCAGGAUGGAGCCGAAGACAGGGUAUCCUUUACAUUGAUGGAUGUCUUCAACAGUUCCCUAAAACCCAGGACUUACAGCAUGAGGUGGAUCUCAGACGAUGAGUAUCUGCAGAAACGACAAGGCUCCGUCUAUCACUAUAAUGUGGCCACAGGAGAGUCCUCCAUGUUCAUCAGCAAAGACCAAUUUGAUGAAAAAGGCGCUACUGACUACCAGCUUUCCGCUGACCACAGAUAUGUGGCAUUUAUGAGCAACCGCACCAAGCUUUGGAGGCAUUCAUUCACAGCUUCAUAUUCAAUCUACGAUCGGACUUUAAACAAAUUCUUGGAAGAUUCUGACCUUGCUGAAGAAGUCCAGUAUUUGGCAUGGGCUCCUGAAGGCAACAAACUGGCUUUUGUUUGGGAAAAUAAUGUGUACAUAAAGACCAGCCCAGAUUCACGGGUCCAGCAAGUUACAUUUAAUGGCAAGGAGAACCACAUUUUAAAUGGAAUUCCAGAUUGGGUGUAUGAAGAGGAGAUGUUCUCAUCGAACCAGGGACUCUGGUGGUCCCCGGGAGGGAAAUAUGUGUCCUACGUGGAAUUCAACGAUACGGAGGUCCCUUUUGUAGAGUACCCCUGGUAUGGGGAUAGUCAGUACCCCAGUACGGUUUCCAUCCCAUAUCCAAAGGCAGGUUCCACCAACCCAGUCGUGAGACUAUUUGUUGUAGACACAGACAACACAACCCAUAUUAGCGAAGUUCACGUUCCAGAACUCUUCCGCUCAAGCGAACAUUACUUAGCCACCGUGACCUGGGGAACAGACCAGCGCCUUGCUGUCCAGUGGCUAAAAAGGGUCCAGAAUCACCUUAUCCUUCAGAUCUACGACUUCAAUGGCUCCACUUGGCUCCCUGUUGAGCAUCUGGACGUGCAAAGCCCCUCUGGCUGGAUUGGACGGUUUUCUCCACCAGAUCCAGUUUUUGCUGCAGAUAGGAAGGGCUUUUAUUUGCUGAUGAGUGACACUAAAGGCUACAAACACAUCCAUCAUGUAGUUGAGGGCAACGCCACAGCGAUCACCGCAGGAGAAUGGGAAGUUAUCGACAUUCAUAAAGUAACUGCAGAUACUGUUUAUUACUCCAGCAACCAAGAGGGUGGAAACCCUGGAGGAAGGAACGUUUACAGGUGGACCAAGGAAAAAGUCCAGUGUCUGACGUGCAAUUUAAGCAGGGACCACUGCCAGUAUAACUCUGCUUAUUUCAGUCACAAUGCAUCAUUUUACCAAAUGAACUGCAGAGGUCCUGGUGUCCCUUACAGUUCACUUGUGGAUAACCGGGAUGGCACUGAGCUGAAGCGUUUGGAGGAUAACAAGGAUUUCAUCCAGCUGAUAUCUCACAUCCUUAUGCCAACCAUGCGUCGCGGCACCAUCAAGGUUGCUGGAUACAAUCUCUGGUACCAAAUGUUAUUGCCACCAGGCUUUGAUGAGUCUAAGAAGUACCCUUUAUUGCUGGAUGUGUAUGCUGGUCCCUGCAGCCAAAAGGUUGACUUUAUCUACAGGGUGAGCUGGUCCACCUACCUGGCCAGCGAGGAGAAAGUCAUCGUGGCCAGCUUCGAUGGUAGAGGCAGUGGUUACCAAGGUGACAAGCUAAUGCACGAAAUCUAUAAACGUCUGGGAACCUAUGAGGUGGAAGAUCAGAUAACUGCAGCCAGGGAAUUCAUCAAAAUGGGAUUUAUUGACAGAAAAAGAAUUGCCAUUUGGGGAUGGUCUUAUGGCGGCUAUGUGGCAUCCAUGGCUUUGGGAUCUGGAAGCGGUGUCUUUAAAUGUGGGAUGGCAGUUGCUCCAGUCUCCAAAUGGGAAUAUUAUGAUUCCAUCUACACCGAGAGGUACAUGUUGACGCCAGCUGACAAUCCUGUGGCCUACUCAAAUUCAACAGUAACUGCACGGGCCAAGAACUUCCAUUCAGUGCAGUAUCUUCUAGUCCAUGGGACAGCUGAUGACAACGUUCAUUUCCAGCAAGCAGCUGAGAUAUCAGAAGCUUUGGUGGAAGAGCAGGUGGACUUUGAAGCCAUGUGGUACACAGACAAGGACCACGGGCUGGGUGGUUCUGCUAAUCAGCAUGUCUACACCCACAUGAGUCACUUCCUACAAAGGUGCUUUGCAUGAAGUCCUCGGAUCAACACAACUCCUGUACCUCACGCAUAAAGCUGAUUGUAUGCUGUAUGUGCAACAA